AAUACGCAGGCCAUCAAGGUAGAUGCUGCGUACAUCGGUGGUCUGCUGAAGCUGAAAUUCAGUUGCGCGCUGAACGUCUCACAAUUCGCUCGAUUCCUGAAAAAUCUCCUGAAAAACACGCGAGUGCCGCAAAAUGACGACAAACUCAUAGUCUGAGGUUUUUGACACCAUGGCCGACUAUUCCUGGAACACAUCCUACGUGUUCGCAAACGACACAUCAAGUGGCUGGGGCGAGCGCUACUUCUUCACUUAUUUCACGGAAUUUGACGGCCGCCCUUUAAACUACGUCGCCAUUGAGGCCGCCAUUUUUCUCGCCAUCUUUAUCAUCUCCGUUAUCGCUAAUACGUCCAUCAUUAUCUGCGUUAUCAGAUUCCCUGAUAUGAGGACGGUGACGAAUUGCUUCGUCCUGAAUCUGGCGGCGGCGGAUUUGCUCUUCGCCGCCACCAUUCCCGCAGUCGCAUACACUCGAAUUGUGUCGUCGUGGAAACUGGGAGAUUUCGCCUGCAAAUUUAUCCCCUACAUGGAGUUUGUUUCCGGUAUUGUCCUGCUAUGGACCCUCGCCCUCAUCAGCAUCGACCGCCACCGCUGCAUCGUCGUCCCCCCCUACCGCUCGAAAAUCACCCCCUCCCAAGCCUCCAUCUCCUCCCUGGCCAUCUGGAUCUCCACCGCCAUCAUCUUCACCCCCGUCCCCUUAUGGUUCCGUGUGAUUCCCCUGGAAAACAACCUCAAAAUCUGCACUUUGGUCUUCCCCCAAUCCUCCAACAUCCAUUUCUCCGCCUGCUUCAUCAUGCCCGUCAUUUUUUUCGCCUGCCUCCUGCCCAUGGUCCUCCUGGUCUACCACUACCAGCGCAUCUUCCACAAGAUCAUCUCCACCAAGAACACAUGGGCCAGCUCCUGCGUCAUGGUCAGCGCCAUGGAGGUCAAGGACUGUCGUCAAGGCCGCCGCCAAUCAGAACUGAGCAUUUCUGACAUUUUCGUGCCAUGGCCACGUCGAUUCUCCACCCAGAUGGUCUCCCCCAACGGCCGCCAAGGCUCACUUAGCCAGCAUGAGGAACUCAGAUUGAACAAACACAUCAAAGUGGUCCGUGUACUUUUUUUGAACGUGGUGGUUGUCUUGGUGAUGUGGCUUCCGAUCACGUUGGUCAUGCUUUUGAUUUACAUUGAUGGGAGUCGGGCAAAUGACGAUCGCGGCUUUUUUCUGCGUUCGCAUCAUUUCAUAGCCGCCUUGAUUGUGGCGUUUUUGAACACUUUGGUCAAUCCAGUGGUCUAUGGAGUGUUGUCGGAUAAUUUUCGCGCGUGUUUGGUGCGCAUGUGGUGCCGAGUGAGUGAUGAGGAGAAAGAACAGACGUCUAGUGGGCGGGUGGUUAAUGCCACCAAAACCACAAGGAAGCAGAGUUUUAUCAAUUCGGUUAGUGAGAAUUGAACAGUAGACAGUAGGCUGUGAUGGGGAUUAUAUGGCUGUGUUUGGUAGGUUAGGAGGCGUUUUAUUCCUAUUUAACCGCAAAAAAGACAUUAUUGUGAAUUAGUCAAUUAGAAGAGUUCCAGAGGAUUAUGUCAAUAUUUAUGUAAUUCUCAAUUUGUAUUUAUUGAAAUGAUAAUAAAUAUUAUAAAAGAA
Tribolium castaneum (red flour beetle) is the source of this 1615-nucleotide messenger RNA. Its product is annotated as somatostatin-like receptor F_48D10.1. NCBI's taxonomy places the organism in Eukaryota, Metazoa, Arthropoda, Insecta, Coleoptera, Tenebrionidae. Gene Ontology annotation, cellular component: neuron projection; plasma membrane. The transcript is spliced from 4 exons. Gene Ontology annotation, molecular function: peptide binding; neuropeptide Y receptor activity. Gene Ontology annotation, biological process: G protein-coupled receptor signaling pathway. The coding region runs from base 170 to 1423 and encodes 417 amino acids. The record is from RefSeq and is a predicted model, not a curated record.